AUGGCUUCACUCAGACAGGAGCACCACUAUGGGCUCUCCUGCGGCAAAGCGAGCAAAAACUGCUCCAACAUCACUCUGUACCACGUCAAGCUCACGGACACGGCCAUCAGGGCGCUGGAGGCUUAUCAGAACCUCAAGGGAGUUUUACAAAAUGAGACGUCAAUCUGUUUCAAAGGAAACCAUGGGUACAUCAAGAUCCCAGCUCCAACCCCAGAGUUACCUUCUGCUCUGCGCAUCUUCUCCUUCUACUUAUCAAGUGACAGCAAAGACCAGCCACAGGCCAGCUUUGACUGCAUCCAUCAGUACAUCUCAAGCGACGGGCGCGAGCAGCUGGAGGGCCAGGGCAGCAUCCAGGACAAGAUCACCGUGUGCGCCACCGACGACUCCUACCAGAUGACCCGCGAGAGGAUGUCCCAGAUGGAGAAGGACAGCUGGAGCCGCUCAGCCAUCGAGAUCAAACCUGGAGCCACGCAUCCAAGUAAAUGCGUCAAGUACCAGAAGAGAUCCGCUCCGCCGCCGCCGCCUUCUGACGGUAGCUUCUACAAGCCGCCGGCCAACAACCGGAGGACCAGCAGCAUGCCCGCCCCCAUCCAGAUGCCCCUGAAGGAGCGCCUGAUCCACCUGCUGGCCCUCAAACCCUACAGGAAGCCAGAGCUUCUCCUGUGGCUGGAAAGAGAGCGAGCUGGAACGAAGGACAAGGCUGAGCUGUGCGCUGUGCUCGAGGAGGUGGCUAAGGUGAAUCCCAAAGACAGCAGCUAUCUGCUGAAGGAGGACUUCUACAAGCACGUGCAGAGGGACUGGGCAGGCUACAGCGAGGAGGAGAAGCAGCUGAUCCGCAGGCUGCUGGCCAGGAAACUUCAGCCCCAAAUCGGCAGUAAAUCAAGAAACAUCCAAGCGCACUUGUCGAUACCUGUGACUCCUGCGGAUCCAAGCACAGCCAAAACGUCAGCCGUGAAACGUCCCGUCCCUUUGGACUCACGGGAAAGACUGGCAGCGAAGAGACAAAAACUCACUGACCAAAGGUUACAACUCCAGUCCCCGGCAAAAGGACCAGUAAACAUUAAAGGAGCACCUGAUAACGCCGCUGUGACCUUCGACCCCAGUCUCAGCUCCAUCACUGAACCUCAGAGGACCAGUGGCAUUACCGGCGACCAGCGUGGCCUAGACGUGGCCCACGGCGGCUUUCCUUUUGUGCACAACCCGUCCGCUGGACACGUUUCUGAGGCCAGGGGGCAGGAUGCCAAAACGAACCCGCUCAAAACGCCGCAGGGCAACUCCACACAGCACGGCACACAGCAGCAGCCAAACAGCAACCAGCACAGGAAGAAGAAAUCUAAAAAGCACAAAGAAAAGGAGCGGGAGAGGUUGAAAGAUGACAAAGGAGCCGAGUGGCUAAAGUCGAGUCCUGAUCUCAAGCAGAAUCCUGACUACCUUGACAAUCCUGACGUCCCAAGUGCUGCGGCCUCUGAGGGGAAGCCGGAUUACGUGCUGGCAUACAGCCCCAUCACGAGUUUGGAGCAACGGCAGCAAUAUCAGGAGGAUUUCUGUACAGAGUACGACGAGUACAAAGACCUUCACUCCCGCAUCGCUGCCAUAACUCACAUGUUCGUUCAGCUGGGGUCCAAGAUGAAGACCCUGUCUCCUGGCACCCAGGAAUAUAAGACAAUGGAAGACCAAAUACUGGAAAAGUACAGCAAGUUUCAAAAGAAGUUUCCAGGCUACAGGGAAGAAAAGAAGCGCUGCGAGUAUCUCCACGAGAAACUGUCCUACAUCAAACAGCUCAUCAUCGACUAUGAUCUCUCUAAGGAGUCUUUAUAGCGUUUGCUUGAAUAUUUUUUAUUUUUUUUAAACUCUCAACUCUGCAUACCCAGCUUGAGUGUCAAUGCAUUUUUAACUGGCAUCUAAACCGUUUUGAAAGAGGACUUUUUUUUUUUUUUUUUUACACACACUUUCUCUAAAACCGCAGAUGGUACUGUGAGUUCUCAUAAAAGAUGGCUGAUUGUGUUUAAGUGUCUGAGCAGUCAAAAGGGCCGACUCGGAGUGAAAAGUCUCUGGAAAGGUAUUUGGUUGGAAUUUUUUCAAAGUAGUUUUGAUCUUAACUUUGCUUUUUUUUCCCCAACACUUGUUAAAUCAUUCCUUUUACAUUUCCUUAUGCAGUUUCUACUUUUCUUUUUUUUUUUUACAGCUUUCAUACUUUUAAAUAUAUCUACUUGUGCUGCAAGUAACAAAUGCUUUUAGAAAUGGCCUUGCCUAGGAUAAAUGGGAGAAGCCGCCCACAUGUGAACGUGAAAUUAAACCACUUCAUUUGUUGCCUCUGCAGUCUAGCCACGGAUUGUAAAAGGAUUUUGAUUGCUGUACUCGACAAAAAGGGGAAUUACAGUGUGUUGUGAAACUGAGCUCCAGAGCGCUUUUUCACAUUUUCUCGUGCUACAACUGCAAACCUUGACAUAUUGUAUCGGCAUCACACAGAACAGAGUGCAUCGUUUUGAGAUAGGAGGAAAAGGAUGCAUAGUGAGAAAAUCUUAAACCGAUAAAAAAACAGUGGCAUGAUCCUGCCACCAUCAUGUUUUAGGGUGGGUUAUGACCUGCCCGCUGUUUUCCUUGGUCUUCAUGACGCUGUUUGUUCUCUGAUGUUCUCUAGCAAACCUCUGAGGCCAGAAACAGAGCAGCUGCAUUCAGACUGAGGCUAGAUUACGUACAUGUGGACACAGUCGAGUGACUGUUUUGUUUAGGGGUAUGGGAGUAAAAAGCAAGCCGCACUUUUCAGAUUUCAAUUCUUUAAAGAUUUCAAAAACUACGUAUCCUUUUCAUUUCAGUCUGAAACUAUGGAUUAUGUUGCGCUGGUCUGAAUCCCAAUAAAAUACAUUGAGGUGUAUGGUUGCAAUGUUACAAAAUGGGAAAAAAGGUUUUAUUUGAGAAUAACUGCAAAGCUCUAUUUAGUAAAAAAAAUAUAUCUCGUAAAAGGACUUAGACCUGAGCUGGAGUUAUCUCUUUAGUUACAUUAAAACAACUACAUAUCACACUCUUGAUUUUUAAAGAGGACAGAAAAGGCUAAAUCGAUUCACUGUAACCGGCAUCUGUGUUGUCUCCGAAAUGCACUUGAGUUUAAAGUAUUUAUUAUUAACCACAUUCCCUGUCUUUUGAGCAUCUGGUAAAAUGGACCAAAAUGCUUAAACUAGCACAUCUGCUGAAGUAUUUUAACCGAUACCAGAAGAAACCCAAGCGUGUGUAUGUAUUCUGCAUUGAACUACUGAUGUAUUUAUUUUUAAGCUAUUUAUCUCUGUCCUGUGACAUCGGUCGUCUGAGCGUUUUGAAUCAAAGUGUUUGUAGCCACGCAGCCGGGGAAACGAUGUGGGAAAGAUGGAAAAGUAUCGUAUAGUUUCAUCUCUUUCUGUCCUUAGGUUCUCUUGCUUUUUAGUUGCCUUUAAAAGCGUCGGACUAUGAAUGAAUUAAAGAAGAAUAUAUGUCGCCGCUGCUUGAGCUGGGUUUCCGAGGAUUCGUCAACAGCGCCAAACAUGGAUUUUAGGUAGCAAAGGUAGAACUGAUUAAGGGGAACCCAGACAAGCAUCGUUUAUGGAUUUCAGAAUGAACCCUGCAAAGCACAUCUAUAGCCUUCUUUUGUUUAGCCGCAGUCGUUCACUAUUCUUGCACUUUUUUUUUAAACUGAAUAUCAUGUAGCUAGUGACAAAGAAGCCUUAAAGGGGGAAACAUUUGUACGUCUAAGUUUUCAGACUGCCAAUAUGAAGAAUAACAUUCAGGAUAGAUCAUCAUACACACACACACACACGUAUCGAUCUGCCUUAUCUUACCAGCAACACUUUAUUAGGCUUUAUUAGGUACUAACAAAAUGAUUAUUUCAUAAUCUUUAAGAGUUGACGAACGAAGAUGCUCCUUUUUUGCACUGAUAUAUCAUCUGGUACUCUCGAGUCCUCAUCAGUGAAGGAAAUGUUUAGCUGUUGAUCGUCAUGCAGCUGAUGAUCCCAUGUAAAACUAAGAAAGUGGAUGUUUCCUUUUUUUUGUUGUUCUUUGCUAAAUUUAUUUUUUUUCCUCAUAAAGGGUGGUCAUUUUUAAAAAGGAUUCAAUAUAAGUAUCUAAUAUUUAAAUAAGGACCAGAUUUAUUUGAUGUAUAUUGACAUUCAUGGAAACCAACAUUAUGUCUCAUUAAAGUGUUUUCAGGUCCACUGAUGAUUAUGAUGCGAUAUAUUUUGCUUGUUUAAAAUAAAGCUGCCAUUAUGAUUUAUUUUUUUCCCCCACCCACCCAUUCGGGAUGAGUGUUGAGCAUUUCCAGGGGACCAAGGUGUGCUGCACAGCUGCUGAAGGGAGAGCCUGUCUGAUGAGGAAUCAGAGCAAAGACUGUGUGCAUUCAAAACUGCAAUUUACUAUUGUUUACUUUCUCAUGUUCUGGUAUGAAAAAUAAAAUAAAAAUAAAAACUCAAGGCUCUAAUUCU
Molecule: messenger RNA, 4448 nt
Organism: Fundulus heteroclitus (mummichog)
Lineage: Eukaryota; Metazoa; Chordata; Actinopteri; Cyprinodontiformes; Fundulidae
Product: RNA polymerase II elongation factor ELL
Exons: 12
Coding region: 1-1818 (605 amino acids)
Biological process (GO): transcription elongation by RNA polymerase II; snRNA transcription by RNA polymerase II; positive regulation of transcription elongation by RNA polymerase II
Cellular component (GO): transcription elongation factor complex
Molecular function (GO): cis-regulatory region sequence-specific DNA binding
Source: RefSeq, a predicted model, not a curated record